ACUUACACAAAACCGAUUUCGAUAUAUAUAAAAAGUUAUGUUUAAUUGCAAUCCGAAGCGGUGUAGCGCCGUGUUGUCUAGAGUGUAGAAUUACAUUUACACGUUUUAAAGUACCGAUAAUAUCGAUGCUAAUUUGAACUUUAUGUUCCUUUACAAAGUAUUUUCUAAAUUCUAUAUAAAGGAUAUAAUCAUGCGAAAAAAUAAAAAUAAUUUAGUUUAAUUCCAUCAGCGAGCGGGGGCGCAAAGACUCUAUCCUAAAAUAAAAUAUGUCGGACUAUGAAAAUGACCUGUUCAACUUCAUUCCCAUGAACAGGGCAGCUGCGGAACAAAAUAACGAUAAACAGUUGAACCUAGAAGGUCCUAGCAGCAAGCAACUGAAAAAAUCUUCAACGGCUGCAUUUACCUCUGUAAAAAAACUUACACGAGGUGCUAAAAUUAUAAGAAUCGAGAUUUAUGAUACCGAAAACUUCCCCGAUCAUAUAAGUUCAUUAUGCAAUUGUGAUGCUGAGUUAUGUGUGCAGCAUGUGGUUAAAAAUGUUUUUAUGGACGAUGUUUAUAAAUCUGUUAAAGAAAUUGCUUUAAAAGUGUCAGAUAUAAUGCCAUAAAUAAAGUUCAAUCAAUUAUUA
Messenger RNA from Helicoverpa zea (corn earworm), 626 nucleotides. RefSeq lists its product as uncharacterized. Bases 267 to 605 code for a protein of 112 amino acids. Lineage: Eukaryota; Metazoa; Arthropoda; Insecta; Lepidoptera; Noctuidae. The transcript has 2 exons. The record is from RefSeq and is a predicted model, not a curated record.